This is a messenger RNA of Styela clava, 3573 nucleotides long. RefSeq lists its product as uncharacterized. Lineage: Eukaryota; Metazoa; Chordata; Ascidiacea; Stolidobranchia; Styelidae. The record is from RefSeq and is a predicted model, not a curated record.
AAAUAGGCCUACUUAUUUAAUAUAGUUUAGAAUUAGGCCCAUGAUGGCAAGUGCACUUGUAUUGUUGCUCGUGGUAGUUUGUUGCAAGUCAGUACAAUCUGAAUUCGCAUUCUCUUGUGAUGAAAACAUUAUAGCAGUUUCACCCCCAGUUGUCAAUGAAACUUCUUACGGAUAUCAUAUCCGCAUUAGCAUUGAAGGUCGAAAUGAAACACUUGAAGCAUAUGAGCUUUCCAACCCAGAGAAUGGAUCUCUUCUUCUCUACGUUAAUUAUCCUAAUGAAACCAACGUGAAUCAGUGGAUAACUGAAAUGAUCAAUCAUGAUUACAAAUACAAUCAGACGUUUCAUGUAAUUGGUGACUGGGGUGCCGAAAACACAUGUACUGUCUCAGAUUUGAUGCAUAAUGAAACUUACAGUAUAUUUGGUAUGGGAAUAGAGAAUGGGUUCCAGAACCCUGAGUUCUCCUACAAAUGGACUGGAGAUUAUAACUACACCAAAGGAAAUGAAACUAUAGUGAAUGGUAUACGGGCAGAUGUGUAUUCAACUUGUCUAUUGUUCAACAACAGUCAAAUGAAAUAUGAUGUGGAUUUGUAUUUCAGUCAAGAUGAAUGGAAUAUAUGGAGUGGCAAAAACUCUCCUCUUAUGGUUGUGCUAAAGGUAAAUAGGACAGUUGAUGGAGGAAGCACAUUCGAAUCUGAGAAAUAUACCUAUUCAUUCACGUCCUACCAUUUUAAUGAUACUUCUGGGAAACAUUCAGCAAGAAUGCCUGAGUCUUUAAUUUGCCCAGGCCGAAAAGACACCAUUGAUUUUCCGUAUGUGGGGUACAAUUAUGCAGUAUCUCAGGAGAUUAUAAAUAAAGAAAAAAAGAGCAUUUUAUCGUGGAGACAACAUUAUAACUACGAUGAAAAAUUAUAUAGAGUUGAUUUUCUUGCACCUCGGAAUUUUUCUAGACCUCAUGCUCCAAAACUGUUUCACCAUCGUUACACUGUCAUUCAUGAUUUUGAAUCUGGCAUUGAAUAUCUGAUGGAUAGAGAAGUGGGAAAUUGUUCAGUCGGACCUAUCACAAACUCAACAAUGUGGAGUCAUUUUGAUGUGGAAGCUGAUCCCACCCAUCCUGGAUUUUUCAGGAUGAGAAACAUAAUUGCCUUUCUUAACAAGUUGAACAUGACAUACACGGGUCGACACAGCUCGUUCCAUACUGGUAUAACGUAUGAUUCAUGGACCUCUGCCGUACCCUAUAAGACAGAGGGUUCAUGGGGCUCACUUGAAUUAAAAGAAACAUAUAAGUUCACGACUGUGGAUUGGACUAACGGUGAUUUAACACCUGUACCUAUUGGAGUCAAAGUAUCAAUGAAAAUUAAGAGCAACGGCACAGUCAAGAAUAAUGAUAUCAUGAUUCAUAUGUCCAAUGUCAUGAGUAUAGGCCAUGCACUUCAUGCAUUUGAUAUUGGAAUGUGUCAGAAUUAUGACAACAGUAAAACAAUUGUCCUCAAAUUUUCGGAUAAUUACGCACAAUACCUUUCAGAAUAUUCUACAGAACUUGAUGUUGCUAUACAAAAGGCUGUAGCUAAUGCAGCUAGAGUAUCCAAAAUCAGAGUGUCAUCGUACUCGAGCAAGGAAAUUGGACCUGAUCAGUCAUCUGGCAAAGACGGUGCAGAUUGGAGAGUGUUUAUAACAGUAACUCUUUAUGAUCAACCAAAUUUUCAUGGUAAUACAUCUGAAUACUCUCCCAGUAUCAAUCUGACUGAAGCUGUUAGCAAACUGAAAAAAGCAGUCUCGAACAACAUUCUAAGCAUCAAAUUUAAAAUAUUCUCUGGAGAGACCAUCACUAUGACUGCUUACCCCGACUAUUUUAUGGAACGUAGUGAAUUAUACUCACCACCACCAAGCUCUGUAACAGCUGGUCUUUCAAAUGGGGCUAUUGCAGCCAUAUGUAUCGCUAUGACACUUGUUGGAUUUAUCGCUGGAGCUCUUGUCUGCUUCUUCAAAAACAAACGUAGUAACAGGCAGUUUGGAUAUGGAAUACAGGACUAAUCACAGUUGCAAGAUGGAUACUUUCCAACCAACUUAAACUUGAGACAAGUGUAUAAUUUCUCUUUAAGCUUGGAUUGAAUUUUUGCUAUAUUGUGACUCUAUCAUCUGCAUGACAACUAAAUACCUGUUAUUUUACCAUAUAUUUUCAUCCUGAACAGAUUCCUUACUAUUUUACCUUAAUCUCCAAAUAUUAAGUAGCUCUGUCAAUGCCGGAGAGUACUAAAAACAAACUAAAAUAUACCAAUUGUUGUUUAAAUACUCUUCUGUCCUGAAAAAUUCUUGAGCAGCACGAACUCAUUUAAUUGAAAGCAUUAUUAUCUUUGUCAUCAAUAAAUACAAUAAACUUUGAUUAUUAACCAGAAAAACAUUAGUUUUGUUGCAAUGUUGCUUUUUUCUCAGAUAAUAUUAUACCAAAUUUUAAUGUUUGAACUAUGCUUACUUUGUGUUGGUGAAACUAUGCCUAAUUGUAUAUUACAUGUAUCUGUUUGUCACAGCAUUUUUUUCUUGCUCCUGCAGUUGAAAUGAUCGUUUUGUGCAAUAGUGAGAUAAUAACAAAAAAUUGCUUUGGAUAAUGAUUUAUACUGUCACAGAAUAUUGCAAAUAUUAUGAAACUUUUUUGUAGCACUACAAAGGCAUUGGAACACUGUUGACAUUAUUAUCGUGGUUAGUUCCUUUGCCAAUAAUCUUGCCUUUUAAAUGUAACUUUUAUAUAGGUUCCAACCAAAAUGCUUGUCUGUGAUCCACCACAAAAACAUUGAAUUCCGUGAACUACUUUGUAAUUCUUUAUACUUUUCUAUAAUCCUUAUUCUUACAAAUGUGUCUUAUUUAAUAUCAGGGAUGUCCAAAAGGAAUUCAUUAUAUUCGAUAUAGUAAAUAUUUGAAUUCAGGAAUAAUUUAAUCAAAAAUAACAUUUUUAUUUAAAGAUCGGGAUUUUAAGCUGCCAGACAAGUAGAUCAAAACAUACUAUAUCUCAACUGGUAGGAAACAACACAGUGGAAAAACAAUGACCUUUUAUAUUUAUGUUGUUUUAGAUGAUCAACAUGAAAAAUAUAGUGAUUGAUGUCAUUUUUAUUAUGAAUUGGCCCCCAAUUUAGAAUGUAUUCAAUACUCCAUAUUGAAAAUAUUUUCUCAGAAUGUAUUCGAAAUAGUGAAAUAUUCAGUUUUAGACAUCCCUGUCAAGUAUACUAUAAAACCCAUUGUUGCAUGUAUUGAAUCAUGAAUAUUUUACCGUAACUUUGUAAACUUAAAAUAAACAAAACUGGUUGUAUUUGCCAAUAAAAUGAAAAAUUAUUUAACAAUUUUUUAUAAUGUAUGUCACACAUCUUGUCUCUUAUUUUUAAAAUCAUUUUAAAUGAUAAUAUCCAAUAAUUUACUCAUUGAUACACACAACUUGUUGUAAUUGGACCAUCAUUCGCCUUGAGUUUCUUUGUAUGUUUAUAAAUAGUGUCUGAACUUUGUUGUUCCAUCAGUUUCUUUGUAUAUUGCCUGUGUAUUCUUUAAACAAUUAUGUAUGAAAUAAAAUAAAUUUUUGGUGGCAAAAA